AUGUCUUCUAUCACUGUUUACGACGCUGUCAUCCCCUUAUUCAUUAAUGGGCUCAAGACCUUUGACCACAUCCUGAGCAAGGCUGAGGAAUACGCGAAAGCCAACAAUAUCGAUGCCAAUACGUACCCCGAGGCCCGUCUCGUCGAGGAUCAAUUACCACUCACCUUCCAGGUGCAAAACGCUACGAAGACUGUCAAGACGAACGUAGGCCGCCUGACAGGCGUUGAGUUGGAGCCUUUUGAGAACAAGGAGAAGACGAUCGAAGACCUGCACAAGCGCAUUGAAGAGGCGCUGGAUUUGCUUAGCAAGGUUGAUGCUGCUACUGUAAACGCCAAAGCCGACGACCAAGUUGACCUACCGAUUUUUGGUGGAAAGACACUGAAGGUUUCGGCAAAAGAAGCGGCGUUGAGCCACGGUGUUCCAAACUUCUUUUUCCAUUUGAACGCGGGAUAUGCUAUCUUGAGGUCAAAAGGUGUGCCUGUUGGCAAGGCAGACUACCUUGGCAGCUUUUUGAACCACUAA
Messenger RNA from Colletotrichum graminicola M1.001, 522 nucleotides. RefSeq lists its product as uncharacterized. Bases 1 to 522 code for a protein of 173 amino acids. The transcript is spliced from 2 exons. The record is from RefSeq and is a predicted model, not a curated record. NCBI's taxonomy places the organism in Eukaryota, Fungi, Ascomycota, Sordariomycetes, Glomerellales, Glomerellaceae.